AUGGAUUUAGUGCUCAUAAUUUUCCUUACGGCCAUUACCGGAUGCCAUUCGGCGAGAAUCUUGGGGUUCAUUUCCGUUCCCUCCUACAGUCACCAGGUGGUGUUCCAGCCCCUGUGGCGGGAGCUCUCCUUACGCGGGCACCAGGUGACAACGUUGACGACCGAUCCAAUAAACGAUCCAGGAUUAGUGAACCUGACCGAGAUCGACUUGAGCUUCUCGUACCGCGCCUGGAAGGAGAUGCUGGGAGUGUUUAAGCACACGAACUCGGAUUUAUUAAAGCUGCAUUACUUAAUAAUGGCGUCGGUGGAAAUUUCGAAAAAGCAGCUGGAGCAUCCCCAAGUACAGGAUCUAAUUCGUAACGGAAGUAAUGGAUUUGACUUGUUUAUAGUGGAAUACCUAUCGUCUCCCGCGAUCGCUUUGAGUAGGAGAUUUGAUUGCCCCUACAUUGGAGUGAUCUCGAUGCCGGCAUCGGAACCCUACUUCUCACUACUUGGCAGCCCUACGCAUCCAGUGCUGUAUCCCAGCGAUGUCUUGGGAAUCAAAAACUGCGUGACGUUCUUCGACCGUUUCAAAAGCGCCGUGUUUUCCGUUCUGCACGAAAUGUACUAUUCCUAUUACAUUCGCCUUGGGGAAAAUGUCAUAAAGGGAGAGAAUGACCCAUCGCUACGUGACGUCAUGAACAACGCCAGCCUCCUGUUUAUUAACUCCGAUCCAAUCAUACAGAAGGUAAGGGCAAUGGGCCCUAACAUAAUCCAAAUCGGGGGAGGAUUGCAUCGCGUAAGCGAAGAGCCACUUCCAAAGAGGCUACAAGAGCUGCUCGACGCCGCCUCCGAGGGCGCUAUCUACUUUAGCCUGGGAUCGAACUUGAAAAGCGACGAUCUCUCGGAGACCACCAGAAACGCGAUCCUCUCGGCGUUCGCCGAACUUCCCUACACGAUCCUGUGGAAAUUUCACUCGGACCACCUGCCGAAUAAGCCCGACAACGUACACGUUGAGAAAUGGUUUCCGCAGCUGGCAGUUUUGAGCCAUCCCAACGUGAAACUCUUCAUAACCCAAGGAGGUGUGCAGUCUCGCGAGGAAGCGAUCCACUCCCACGUCCCGAUGGUCGGCAUGCCGUUCGUCGGCGAUCAGUUUUACAACGUGGAGAACAUGGUGGAGAUGGGAUUCGGCCUGUCGGUCCUUCCCUCGAAAUUGCGUACGGAAGAAUUUAAAGCCGUUAUCGUUGAGGUCGCCGAAAAUCCUAGGUACAGAGAGAAGAUUAAGGAGGUGGCAGAGCUGUCGAAAGAUCAACCCAUGACAGGUUUGGAACGGGCGGUUUGGUGGACGGAAUACGUCAUACGUCAUGGGGGCGCCACACAUUUCAGAAGUCCACUGCUGGAUAUUCCGUUCUAUCAAUACUACUUCCUGGAUGUCUUCGCAGUUCUUGUGAUACUUCUGCUGGCGCCUUUGUUUUUUGCAUACCGUGCGAUUAUAUUUCUAUGGAGACGUUGGCAUGUAUCGUUUGGUUCCAGAAUCAAAAAGGAUUGA
This is a messenger RNA of Photinus pyralis (common eastern firefly), 1527 nucleotides long. Its product is annotated as UDP-glucuronosyltransferase 2C1-like. The transcript is spliced from 4 exons. Gene Ontology annotation, molecular function: UDP-glycosyltransferase activity. Lineage: Eukaryota; Metazoa; Arthropoda; Insecta; Coleoptera; Lampyridae. The record is from RefSeq and is a predicted model, not a curated record. The coding region runs from base 1 to 1527 and encodes 508 amino acids.